CUUGUUUUCCCCAUAAUUGUUACAAUCAGGAUAACACGAUAGCCUGUGCCUGCCCUCCGUCGUGCCAUGACGCCACGAUGAGCAGCUGUGGCGUGACGCCACAAUACCUGUGAUUAUAGCGAGACGCCUAUCCAUGUCUACUCAGUUUUUGCGGUAAGGCCGCUUGCUUUAAUAUACUUGUUAAAUUUGUUUUCGAUAAGCUUGGCUGGAUUCUGCCUGUGGAAAGUUCUUGUCUGUGUGUCGCCCCAAGCUCAUGAGCCUCUUUGCGAGGUGUGAGGUGCAGCAGAAGCCACGUCCUGACACGUUGUGGGGCAUCCGCUUGCCUGCCGGCCAAACCCAGCUUCGGCGAUAGAAAAUACACUUUAAUGCUGUCGCUCUGCAGCACCCAGCUGGGCAUUGCGAUCUUGGUAAGCCUCACCUCGCUCGUAUGUCUGGUUCACUACCUUCGUCAGAGGAGGAAGCGGUUGAUGGUAGUCAUACCGAGGAAACUGAAGGCGCUGUGCGGUGAGUCAGAAAUGUUGGAAAGAAAUGAGCUAUCUCUCUGCCGUCCUGCUCAUGUCCCUAUGAGUACAUGUUUACAGCCAAAAAAUGCAAAGCUGUCAUCAAAACCAAAUCAAGGAAGUAGUGGAGCCCUGAAAACUGGCAACAUGGUGGAGAAGGGUCUUUCUGCUAAACUUCAGCCAGAAGGUAAAGAGAGACAGCAGGAAGUACUAGAACUGGAUAUGAAGCAAUUGAUGAUUGAAGAGGAUACUAUUGAUCGAUUAGAACUGAACUUAAAGCACAAAGUUAUUACCUAUUUCUGGGGAAUAACAACACCCUUUGAAGAAUCAAUCAUGUUGAUGAUUCCUAAGUCACCACCUGACCCUCCAGCAAGUGGAGCUCAAAUAGAACAUGUGGUUAGAGAAAUAACUUUCAUUGACAGUGAAAUAAAACAGAGACUAGAAUGGCACAUUAUAUGGAAGAAGCUUCAACACAACUGGGACUAUCCAGUUCCUAUUCAAAUAUCACAAGAAACAUUUAUACCAACAGCACCAAACUUAAUUGAAUUUCAGCUGAAAAUCCGGCUUGGUCUUGCCAUAGUCCAUGUUCCAGCAGAGCCGGUCUUUCUGCCUGAUGGGCACCUGGAAAUACAAGAACUGCAUAUCAAGAAAAGCAAUAAAAAUUGCAAACUGGGUCUUCCCAAGUCCACUCAGUUAUCUGUCAGCCAUUUUAUACCAGCAGACCUUCAAAGGACAGGUAUUAUAAUACAGCCACAAAAGCAAUCAAUGUCUGCUAUCACUGUUUCUCCAAAAUGUAAGGAUAAGAUGAAAUCAUGUUCAAAGAAGCAGUGUCAUAAUAUCAACAUGUUGUAUCGUUUGCCAGAUAUAGUGCCUAAAUUCUGUAUCCGAAUUUAUCACAGCUGUAUUCCAAGCAAGGUGCUGCUGUUCCUUCUGAAACUGCAUUUCUUAGUGAUGAAGGUAUAG
This is a messenger RNA of Hypanus sabinus (Atlantic stingray), 1463 nucleotides long. RefSeq lists its product as uncharacterized. The transcript has 3 exons. NCBI's taxonomy places the organism in Eukaryota, Metazoa, Chordata, Chondrichthyes, Myliobatiformes, Dasyatidae. The record is from RefSeq and is a predicted model, not a curated record. Bases 366 to 1463 code for a protein of 365 amino acids.